GCGAGAUUUUCUUUUUUUGACAGACGGCACAGGCAGGGACCUGCGUGUGCUGUGUUUCUCGCUGCCGUGUGCUUUGUUUUGUUUCUUUCGGUGCGUUUCAUUUGGUUCGUCGUCGAUUAGGUUUAUUUUGUGCCCAACUCAGCGGCGAACUUGUUUCGAGGGCUGUUUACUUGUCUGCCAGCUGAGUAUUGUCGUAGGAGCUGGCGAUCUGCGUUGUAAACAACACUCUCGGCAAGCCAACCGCCGGCCGGCGACUCUCACAGCGGACGAUAUUGCCGGACGCUAAAAGCACGGAGGUCGUUCCCUCGUCGCCAGUAUUGUUUCGAUAAGAGCUGUAGUCCGAGCUGCGAAAGGCUUUGCGGUGCAAAUGUCGGCGAUCCCUCCGCAGCGGAUUCGGCUAUCGCCCAGCUCCGUGGCCGCCGCCGCGUCAAGCAAGCCGGUUCGCCCUACGCUGCCGCUGGCGUUGAUGCGACAGGGCAGCCCGACACAGAGGAACGCUGCCCGGAGGUCGUCUCCCUCGCCUCCAGUGUGCUGGGCGCAUGACAGUGUCCGAACGAAAAGCAGACAGUCGCCCGAUCAGAGGAUAUCGCCCGACAGUAAGGCUUCGUCGGCGGCACCCAAAGGUGUGUGCCUUUCUGCUGCCGAGUGCAAAGCCAAGCCACUGAGCCUACUUGGAGGGCUCAUGCGGCGCACAGCCUCCCUAGAUGCCAUCUACUUGUCAGCACAGUGGCCGCGAGAUCUGCACAGCUACUGUGGCCGGCCAAUGGUUGACAGGGCCACACAGACUCCCGAUGACUGGAAAGAAGUCGAGAGGAUGAAAUUUGUUCAGAAGAAACCUGCGUUGCCAUCAGGUGACUCUCUAGAAAUGAAGUACAUUCGUCAGCGGCUACAGAGGACAGCCCAAGGUGGGCGGACGUCGCCCCGCUGGAGCCCUGUACAAGGGGACCACCAGCUAGGGCUGGCAGCCUUGUCCCCACCACUGUCCCCCUCCGUGGCACCCCCGCCUCCUUCAGGCCCAAUCCCCAUCCAGGCCAGGCCAGGACGGACGCCUCCAGGAGCUCCCCGCAUGCGCAACAGUGUGGAGGGCACUGAACCAGGUUCUCUGCGUAAUGAAAUCGAGCGUCUGGUUUUGAAAGGCAUCUCUGGAUCAGGCACAGAAAAUGAAGCGGAACUGGAAAGGGUGAUGGGCCCUACACCAGAAGGUCACCGAGCACCCAUAGCGGAGCUCUUUCACUCCACCUGCAGUGUGGACACCCAGACGCCCAGUGGCAGUGAUGGCAGCAAUGGUUUUGUUGAUGGUCCUUCCCACCAUAGCUCUUCUCGUCCUGACAGCCUAGAAUGUGAUAAAAGUGCCUCCCCAGACUUGGAAGUAAGUGGUCACACAAGCAAGCUGGGAACCAGUCCACAAAUCAACAAGUUCCUCACUAGGGAGCCGCCUGAUGGUUGUGAGAAGGUCAAGAUCAUUGAUGAAGGAAGGAAGCCCGCGACCAGCCCUCUGAUGGGCGAUGGUACCGAAAGCGUGCUCAAGCCGAGCAGCCAAUUUGUGCUGCGGCCCAGUCAGAGCUCGGCCUUCUGCCCACUUGUGCGGAACCCCUUCCAGGGGGUGCACAGGCCGGGGCCCAUAGUUGACCCUUUCCUGCUCAACGAGAGGCUCCAGUGAAGCAGCAGGCAUCUCUUCUCCGACCAGCCCCAGCAAGGCGCCAUGGAGCCAUAGGAAUGCCUCCCACUCGUUGUCACCCAUGUGCCAUUGCUGCAGUGGCUCGCAAAGUUGGCACUCCUGGCUGCAGCCCUUCUCUUUGACUCCCACUGUGACACAAGCGAUAAUGCCACCAUCGUCUCUCGAUUUGCAGUUCGGCUCUUUUUCGUUCGCUCCCUCUUGGGAGGAGAAGGAGUCUGUUUUGUUGCCUCAACUAUAUCUUUUUAUUUGUUAGGCAAAGCGGCCAUUGUAUUGCCAGCAAGAGCACAAUUUUAUCCUGUGUGAUGAAGGUUUCAAACCAAGGCUCACUGGCAGCUGUUUUGGCACAGGGAAACUGUGUGUUUGUGAAACUGUUAUGUGUUAAUGUAAUUUGUGUGGCAAGAUGUAAGCGCAUAUGCCUGACAUAGUUUCUCCAUUUGCCUUCUUGUUCAUAUGGCAGCUAUGUGUACAUUAUUAUGCAUUUGUGUGGUCUUGGACUUUGUUCAAGCAACUUUGUUUCCAUGUCUUACAAUGCAGGAAUGAGUAACGCUUAGUGAAAGAAGAGUCCUUAACUGAAAGCCUGUCUAGCCUCUUGUGUUUCUUGUCGCGACUGCUGUGCUUAUUUGUUGUAGUAAGAUUAGCUGACAUGUUGGACUGGGCUUUAAUUGCAAUCCUUCCUUUUUUUUUUCUUCAUGUAUGCAGUUUAGUUGGCUAUCAAAAGUUGCGGAGCAACAGUUUCUUGAAAUUUAGUGUUCCUUGUUUUACUGAUGAUUAUUUCACUACAUUUCUAACAACAUAGUUCCAGCACUAAUGCUUUAACAAGCUUCAUAUCAGGCUUUUUUUUUCUAUUAUGCAUCCCUGAGAUUUCAGGCAUAUUUAAAGUUCAAUGCACUCACUUCUCCUUUUGUAAGGCUUUGAGUGGCAACCAGCAAAUGUUAUACAAAUCAUGUUGGUUUUGUGUACUUUCUCCACGUAGCUUUUUCUUCUUCCUUUUAUGAUUUAUUUCUCAUGUGUCAGAAUCAAGUGAUUGUCAGUGUAUCUCGUGGCUUCUUUUUUGUCUAAAAUUACCAGGAAGUCUACAUACAUGGGUGCCGGGCUGUUAUAAGAGCAUGGAUUCACAUUGUUGCUUGAUGUUCAUGGUGCUUUAAACUUGGAAAAAGAACAAAGCCACAUAUCUUAUUUUGCGCAUCUCGGUUAAGAACCACUUGCCAGGCCAGUAGUAUGCCAUCUGAACCGCUAGUUUCACUGCUUGCUUGAAGCAUAUGAUGACACAUCACUUGUCUCGUCACCUCCAUUAUCUAUCAGUAUGCGUUGGAGCUAAGUAAUGUGCACACUUCUUAAUUUUUAAAAGAUGGUUGUCUGUCCUGGAUGGAUAAUGCAUUUUUGUGGUGUAGUACAUGAAAGGCAGAGUUAUUGAGAAGACUGUUUUCUGUGUGACAAACUUUUUUUGAAUUCUAGAAAGGCAACAAAGAUCAUAUGAGCUUUCAACCUUUCAAUAUUUCAGGACAUCUUUAUCAUCUCCUCUGGUUCAAAAUGAAAGCACUGACAAAGGGGAUAAUGUUUACUAGUGCACAUGCAAAACUUAUGCGCUAUGGAAUUACUUAUCUUACCAUGGUAGGCACAAUUUCAUUGGCUGUAGUAUGAUAUUCCUCUAAAUACUUUUCCAAGAAAGAUAUGGAAUGUGCUUUGAAGCAUCUUGAAGAGGCUGCCACCUACUGUAGUAGAGCUUAUUUCAUUUCUGCCUUUUUGUGGGGAGUUCUUGAGGUUCUUAAUUUAUUACCUAUGAGUUAAGAAAGGAACAUUACUUGUUAUGUUUUGUUAUUUUUGAAGCAGUUAUUUCAAACAUAACUAAACAUGCAUUUAGUUGUUGUCUCGACUGUUGGGGUGCUUGGCACAAUUGUUAGUUGGAAGCUUUUUGGCCUCCUUUAAUUAUAUAGCAGCAAUCCAAACCUUAAAGUUUGUAAUCCUUAAAGGGGUAUAUAUAAAUACUGGCAAGAUAGACUUUAUUCAGUUAUCUUGCACUUUUCCUUAAACCUUAGAGCAACAUUAGAGAUAAAUAUAAUGUUAGUUUAGUUUAGUAGCUAAAUAUACCAACUUUUGUCUUUCUUUUUUUUUGAUAACAUGUCUGAGCUGUGCCACUGAGGAUACAGGCAUUGUGCUGAAGAUGUCAUAGUAGUAGUUAUGUGUUUUUGAGCCUCUUACAUGCAGGAAUAAUCUGCAAAAGUUGCUCACUCCAGUCUCUGCAUACUUCCAAAAUACAAUUCUUUUCCUGGUGAUCGAUAAUUGGAAAUUCCCUUCUCCUAAUGUGUGGGAUAGCGCGGAGUGCUGAUCAGCGGUGCUGCCACAUUGCUUAGCUUUCUCAUCUUUCUUGGUGUACCAGGCUGCAGCUCAUGGUAAGCACAAUGUAUAUUAAAUUCCAAAAGUGCAUUCUGUCACUCUAGCUUUAAGUUGAUGGGCGCCGCCUCUUGCAGCUUUAUGUUCGAUUACUAUUGCUAUUUCGUUGCUGCAGCAAUGUUUCAACCAUUUUGCAUUCUCUGCUCAAAUUGAUAGCCCGCUUGUUUUAAAGGUCCCCCACCAUACACUAUUACCAAUUUUCAUUGUACACUGGAAGUUGCGAGGCACCGUCAAGGGAGUGCUUUGGCAAAAGAAUAUCCAGUUGGUUUGCUAUUGGAGCAGUUAGAAGAAAUUGAGGUGUCCCGAUACCAAUGUCACUUCAUUGCUUUUUAAAAACUGCUCAGAACCUGAAUUGAGAUGAUCCUACUAAUGGAAAGAUUGUCCAUUGUAUUGGCUAAAAUGAGCUCUGUUUUUCUCAUUAGACAUGGAUUUGUACUUUUAUUUCUUCACUAAAAGUCGUGAAAAAUGAGUUUUGGGGCUCCACGCGGCAAAGAUGCAAAGGUGCAGUAGAGGUCGAUCACGUGACCUUCUACUGGUGUACGCACUUAAUGGUCUCUAUAUUAGUAUUGAAAUGCAGUAGACUUUUUUUUUAUUAUCUUUUCGAACUUAAAAUGAACAGAUAAGCUUUUGUUUGUAGUGAGCAGAACAGCAGCACUUCCUUCGCUUGACAUAUGAUCUUAUGCUAAUGAGCGGCAGUAUGAAACGUGUCAGCUAAAGGACUAGCGGCACCUGCCAACGAGUUGGAGAAGUAGCAGGAGCACCUGUCUUGCGAGGCAGUAAAGGGACUUCAUGUGGCAACGAGCAUUUGGAAAACUUGUUCAACCUGCUUUCUAUAUUCAAAAACUGUUGAAAAUAUCAAAAUGAAGGUUGUUAACCUCAGUUGCACUCACUCCUGUGAAACCAGAACGUUGAGCAUUAUGAACAGUUUGGAAGAGGGCUAUCAGCAUUGCUAUGGCUUCUUUGCAUUGCUGGAGGAGGGACUUUUUUAGAGGCUUCUCAGAUCGAAAAACUCUGCUUACAAUACAUCUACAUGCUUUUUGAAUCAAGCACUGCAAGUUUGACCACAGCUGAGGAGGAGCUUUCCACUGCACCGUAAAAAAAUUAGAUCCAGAACAAUCGGUCGUCCCUCCCUUUAAAGAAAGCCUAUGAAAAACCUGCAUGAAUAGGGAGGUCAGAAAAAAAAAAACUACUAGCAUUAUGGUGCUUGGUACAGUAGUACUGUCUUCUCUGUCUGAACGAACAGUGCCAUCACGAAAUGAGGCUACACUGCAGCAGAAUGACUGCCAAUGAAUUGCCCCUUGUUUCCGAGUAUUCGCUGACAAAAUGUACUUUAUUGUCUUCAAAAAGUAGAUAGACGUUUACCUACAUAAAUUCUAUAGUUGAGAAUUUAUAGCUGCAACAUAUUGCGUAUGGAUUGAAAUGACUGUGCCAUUUUUUUUGCUUGUUUCGCAGAAAAGUAGCACUUUCGUUUGACGCUCAUGGUGCAGUUGAUCUGCACUGAUAAAUCUAACAAUACUAUGAAGUAAAUGCAUUAUUCAGGAUUAGGGCUUGUGGCUGUCUUGAAGGUCUAUGUGAUAGUUCAUUAUUUUACUUAUUCACUUAAUAGUUCUCAGUUGUUUAACAUUUUAGAGGAAAUUGGAUCUUUGAAGGGGUCCUGAACCACUUUUGCAAGUAAACGAUGAUUGGCCUCAGUGUCAGAGUUUAUUGCCUCACGAAUCGAUUGCUGCAAACAUUUUUUUAAACAUCAAGUACGAGUGGAGUUGCAGGGAUUUGUCGCACGCAUUGAGCGCAUUCUCUCUACUCUAGUCCCGACAAGUUACACAGGCAGGAAAGAAGGUGGAACACAGUGGGAAAGAAGCUAGGUUACGCGCCUCAUGAAACGCAGUCGCUCUUUCCAGGUGUGAUUCCAAAGUGCACUAGUGUUGCAACCAUGUAAUUUUAGCAGACUAUAGAGUGCUGCGAAUGGCACGUUCUGGCACCGCGUGGCAAGAAGCGUUGCUGAUCCAAACGCCACUUUUGGCCAUGCCAGCUAUUGAUGAAUAGCAGCAAUAUGUUGUGUGAUGAAAGAUCUGCUGUAUGACAGCCCUACGAAGAGCGUGGGUAUGGGCCUCUGUAUGAAGAGAGGGCGCCUGAGAAAGUAGCAACUUCGUGUUCCUUUUGUGGACUCUCUUUGCCACGCAUGAUUUCAAGAAUUGGCUCAGCUUUUCAGAGCAGCGUCUGCUUUCCCCUGCAUGUGUUUUUUCACCAAGCACGAGGGGUGGUUCAGGAAUACUUUAAGAGACUUUCGCUCAUUAACAUGUACGUGCUGGUUGUAAAACUGUCUCACGCUGCAAAAAAUAUCUGCACAUUUUACUGAGUGAAACAGCAACAAGGAAUCAAAUACUACUAUUGUCUGACUCAAAUUUUGCUUUCAUUUUUUAGAUGCUCACAGAUCAUAAACUUGAGGCAUAAGUCGCUCUUCUGCAUUUAUUGUCUUGUUACUGAAGUAUAAGAAAAAGGCAAUGUUAAAAACGUAGCUCUAUGACACUUCACUGCAAUUUUCAAAGUCUGUUGCCUCGUGUGAGCUGGUUGGUGCUGAGCCCUCUAUUUGUUGCUAACACACAAUGCCUUCUUUUUCCUAAAAAAUCUGUGGUAAACGGAGUGAUUGAACACAUUCGAGAUGUUAGUUGAGCCUACAUUUUUAACAUAAAUGAUUAAGUUACUCGUUUGGGCAAGUUGAUGUCUGGGCAUUCCAUAACGGCAGGUUCUUUGCUCAAGUGAAGGGACUCGCACAAGUGCAGUGCUUGUUUUGUGCAACCUAUUAUGCUUGUGUCUCCUUCAUUACUUGUUACUGUCCUCUAGUUUAUUUGCAAGAACUGCCAUUAUGGAACAUUCUUUGUCCUUGAGUCAAACCAGGUCUUUCUGUAAAUGAAGAACAUUGGGCUUGACUAUUGGGAUCAGUGGAUAUCAUUUGUGAAUGUCAUUUGUAUAACUUUGUUAGCCUCAUUAGAACAUCAUUGCCUCUUUAGCUUGGACCUAAGAACACAAGCUUGAUUCUUUAGUUUAUGCUUGCAAUUUCUUAUUGAGCAACUCGUAGGUUUUGCAGUGAGGGUAUAAGGAGAGCAUAUAAUUCAAGUUUGAAAUUCUAUUUACUUGGCAUGGUUGUUCUGCAUGUUAAUGUUUCUUUGUGAAGAUGUUUAAUCAGGUGGUGAAACCUUUUGUCUAUGUGGCUCUUAAAUUGUGCAAAAAAUGUUUACGCAUUUAAAACUUUAGAAAUGGGUGCCAUUUACGUGUUUCUAGUCUCCCCUUUUAUUUCCACUGUUUUCCACAGUCGAAGUCUGUAAAGCAUUCAUUGAACCUUUAUAAAAACUCAGUUGCAUAAAAACAUUAGUAUUUUGUAAGGCUCUUUUUGCUUUUGUAUUGUAUUUGCUAAAAUGUGUGCAUAUUGCGAAAAUUGUGCAUAAUCAUUUGAUAAACCAUUUCCUUGCUACAACCAUUUAUCUCGAUGAACGUGCUUCUGUAAUAUUACUUUUUGCUUGUUUUCUUUCUAUGUGCAUAUCCAAAGAAUCUUAGUGUUUAAUUUUGUUUGACAACUAGUUGUUGCACACCAUAAAGCAAAAAGCAAAUAUAUAUAUAUAAAUAUAUAUCUUAGUCAACUUUCUAUAGCUGUUCAAUCCACUACUUUUGCUUUUCUUUUUUCUAAUUUCUCAUUUGCUAAUGCUAGUUUUUGCACUUACUUGUUUCAAAAGCUUGUAGCACACAGUGAAGUAUUCUUCAGUGGAAUCCUACAUUACUUACAUAAUUUAGUGCAGUGCAGGGUAGCACAUUACGUUCAACUGUCUUGUGGGCUUUCAUUAAGAAAACCUUGUACUAUGAAUAUUUACAUAUUCUACUGCAGUGUUUUUCAGAGACUUGCUUGUUUAGUCUGACCUGAUAAAAACGAGACAUACAAUCAAACACCUAAAGAACAACCUCUUCUUUUAUUUUCGUUUUCAGUAUCUGGACCAGUUUCUCUAAACAGGCACAUGCUAGAUAUUCAGGAACCUGGCAAGGCUGCCAUCUCUUGAAUUAUGCACCUAUAUUAGGCACCAUAUGUAAGCUACUGUAUGUUAUACAUGUUUCAUUGCUUCACACCCAAGUUUUGUGUUAAAACCUUUGCAUACGCUGAUGAUGCAGUGUUUCCGAGCUGUUCCUUUGUGCCUUUCAUUGCUUUGGCUGUCAGUUAUCGAUGCAGGGUACACAGGUGCUUGCUGUUUUUGGCAACCUCUGUAGUAGUCUGUCCUUGUGUAAAGUGCCAUUUAUCAAGUUGGCAACCAUGUGAAUCCAAUGUCUGCACAUGUGCAUUCUUGGUUAGCACAUAGCAAAGGGCCCAGUUUCACAAAAGUGCUGUGAAACAAUAGCACUUCCUAUUUGAAAGUGAAGUACCAAGGCAAGUGCCACUGGUGACAGUGAAGGACAUCGUAACUAUGGCAAUUUGUUUUUACACAAGAUUUGGGCUGAAUAUGUUUUUAAUAUUGUAUCUAGCACAUAAACCUGCUUUCCUUUUCUUCUUGUGUCACAUGAUGGGCAUUAGUAUGACUGAACUGACAUUCCAGCCUGCUUUGUGUUCUGGUUGCAUAAUUUUUGCAUGCAUGGUCUGUCACUAAUAAUAGAGAAAGGAGUCGUCUGCAGAAAUACAGGAAAAAAAGUGUCGAGCAGUCAUGAACGAUAACUUCUUUUUCUUCAAAAGGACAGCAGUAAUGAUGUACCACUUGGUAAUUAAAACUGACAGUGGAUUCAUUAUAUUGCCAAUAUGGCAUUAAAUCUUGAGUAUUCUUUUUUUCAAGCACCAGUUAUGCUUACUCCAGUGAAUGACUGCGUAUGCUGAAGUGACACAUGAGCUUUUUUAUGACAAGCAAAUUGUGUGGUCAGAUAUUGUACAGAAGUAAAUGUCUGCACUUACCAUGCAGAAUGAAUUCUGCAAGAGCUGUCACGUGGCUUCGGUCUUGCCUGUUCGAUUGUUGAAACACAGGAGGGUUGCAUUGUAUGCUAUUGAUGACCAGCUUUUGCACCGAUCCUGUGACCAAUUCUCACAGGAUUGGAACUAAAGACAUGACAUUUGAUGUGCCUAUAUGCAGUGGUAUCCUAUAUUCUUAGAAUGUGCUUGCUGAUGAGCUUAUUGCUGUAUUUUCGUUUUCUGGAUUUCCAGCAUAUUGAAAAACACAAAAACUAGACAAUAACAAAAAUAGCAUUCGAAUGGCCAUCAGAGCUGAGAAAUUCCCCCAAACCUAAAUAGUGGCAUGGCUUGCUUGCAUGCUUCAGGCUGAUUAUGACCUGUAGAUUUUUUGGUGUUAGUCCAGCCUACUGUCACCUUGCCCUAGUGGCUUGAUGGCCGUGUUGACCUGCUGAGGCUAUGGGUUUAAUUCUUAAGAGUAGAUGCUGCAUUCCAUUUGGUACAGAAUGCAGAAACGCCUUUGUGCUGAUAGUUUUGUGUAUAGGAUGCAGUUUGGAAUCAACCUGGUGUCCUCAAAUACAGCAUGUUCCAUUUAUAGCUUCGCGGUGUGAAAAUUAAAUGUGACAUUUUUCGUCGAAUGUAGCUAAAAAUCUGCUCCUCCUCCUGCUGCUGCUGCUGCUGCCUUUUUGGUAUGUGCAGACUUUAUGUGGAGUCAUUAGUACUUUGAGUCACUGUGUGCGUGUGUGUGUAUGUUUGUGCACUGAAGUUUUCCAGUGUUGGAAACAGAAAGACGUGUCUCGUAGCUGUGUUAGACUCUUAGCAUGCUGCAAAUCGCAUACGAUACCAGUAUCGCUGUGGGAAUGUAGUCUUGUGAAAAAGGAGUUUUUCUGGGUGAAAGUUGUAAAAAGAAAGAAAUUGACAAAAAACUUGUACCUGAAGAAAAGAAAGGCAGAAGAAGGUGGUCUUCUCCUUUUCUUUCAUGUAAAUAUUGAACGUUAUAUACAUAUUAUAUAUAUUGUAUACAUGCUCUGUAUGCUACAACAUCUGUGAGGUAUCUUUUUAUAUUCUUUCUGUCUGUUUAAUGGAACCGUCAACUCUCUUGACGGGAGUUGAUUUUUCUGUUUGUGUACUUUUAUAUAUUCUUAGUCGUUUAUGUUCUUAUUUGUUGCAAUAGUCCACAACCAGCGGCACCUUGUUCCUGUGUUUAUACUUGUAACAAGAUGCGUGUCUGAAUGAGCUUAGUUUGAUUAUGUAAAGGU
Messenger RNA from Rhipicephalus sanguineus (brown dog tick), 10240 nucleotides. RefSeq names its product protein FAM117B. The coding region runs from base 368 to 1660 and encodes 430 amino acids. NCBI's taxonomy places the organism in Eukaryota, Metazoa, Arthropoda, Arachnida, Ixodida, Ixodidae. The record is from RefSeq and is a predicted model, not a curated record. The transcript is spliced from 8 exons.